AUCCAACGGCCAAGAUUCACGCUACAGCAAGCGUAGUUAGUAGAGAACGACGUCGUUAACCUGUGCGGGUUAUCUCAAUCCACCACCAUCGACACGGUGAAGCUCUGUUGUUCUACGGCGGUGACAUUUGGGAAGAAGAGAAGUAAGGAUGAUUCGAACUCGAUUGCUAUGGUUCAGCUUAGGAUUCACCACUUCAGCUGCGGUUGUUUCCCAUUUCGUUUGGAAGGAUCUCUGGGUUGAUCGUCACGCUUUAUCUUCUCACGUAACUCAACAAUUCGACGCUCUUCAAACUCGAAUCUCAAAUCUCGAAUCCAAUUUGCAGAACCACACUCCUGUUUCCAAUCAUGAUCAGGUUGAAAGUUAGAUAUUCGGCUCCAGUAAAACGUUUUUCACAAGGAUCUCAGAGCUAUAUGCUUGGUUCAAAAUGUUUGUAGAGGAAAUGUCCAUAAUAAAACAGAUUGUUGAGGCAACCUUAGAAUUCUUACCCUGCUUUUUUAUCUGUCUCCCCAAGAGAUUCCCCCAUACUGAGGGAAGAAAGAAAUGAGUUCAGCAAAACUUACUAUUCGGUGUUUACCAAAUAUUAAUUUUUUAUUCAUGUUUAGUGACUUUGACCACAAGUGCUUGGAUGUUUGCUUCAGUACAAGAGCUUGAGCUUUUCUCUAUUGCCAUAUUUAUUUCUGUUUAGCAAUUUCAACAUUGCAGAAAUGAGUGACAUGAAGAAACUAAAUUUGAAAGUGCUGUUAAAAUUUCAAACUGGCGAAGUAUUCUGUGUAUUGAUUUUUCUCUAUUUUAGGUUGUUUUACGAGUUUAUAUGUC
Molecule: messenger RNA, 816 nt
Organism: Medicago truncatula (barrel medic)
Lineage: Eukaryota; Viridiplantae; Streptophyta; Magnoliopsida; Fabales; Fabaceae
Exons: 2
Coding region: 149-364 (71 amino acids)
Source: RefSeq, a predicted model, not a curated record